Cherax quadricarinatus is the source of this 4693-nucleotide messenger RNA. The record is from RefSeq and is a predicted model, not a curated record. Lineage: Eukaryota; Metazoa; Arthropoda; Malacostraca; Decapoda; Parastacidae.
ACAAUGCCACGAAAAUGUGUUUUAUGUGGGGCCUCGCACAGCAUCACCCUCUCAGUGUUUGCAUUUCCCAAAUCAAGCCGUCAACGAGCUGCCUGGGUGACUGCCAUUCAACAGAUUAUUCCUACAUUUUGUGACCCGCAGACUGAUGGUCAUUUGGCUAGUGCUCGUAGUGGAGUAUGUGUGAGGCAUUUCCACCCUGAAUAUGUAAAAAAGGGCAAGAAGUCGAGCCUUAACCGAAAAGCUGUUCCACUUGUAGUGGCUGACCUCAGCAUCAAUGGAAAUUUUACUCAUGCAAAAAAUAACCUUGCAGCAUCCUUCUUGGUACAUGAAAGUAGCAAAACAAGAGAAAGUUUCUUGAUUGAUGAUGAUGAAACCCUUAGAGGUCCUCCUGAGGUGGCUUCUGAGAGCAAGAAAGGAAACAACUGGCAUGAAGACCAACUGAAAGCUGAAAAUUGCUUGAGUAUAAAUAUUGAUGAUUAUCUACCAAAUGAAGAUUCUUAUGUGGAGUCAAGCAAGGCCAUCACUGAUCAUGGAUUUGCCUUUAGCAGUAAGGAAAUAUCAGAAAAAUAUAUUUGUCUUGUUUGUGGAAAACAUGACAAAAAUUAUAGUUUAAUAUGUAUUUUCAAUGUCCAUGAUUUUCCUGGUAACAUUACUGUGAGUUUGUUGUCAAAAAUUGUUGGUAGGUCAAAGCAAGAGGUUCUUUGUGUUAGUAUGAAAAUUUGCUCCAUGUGUGAGAAUCUUCUCCAAGAGGUUGCACAAAUUGAAGAAGAUUUAAAACUGAAGAAGCAGACAAUAAGACAAAUGUUUGAGACUACUCUGGAAGAGCACAAAGGGAAGUCAGAUGUGGUAGUAAUGGCUUCCAAACCUUUGGAUGUUUAUCCAGAGGAAAUACAAUGUAACAGAAGUUUAAUAUCGGAUUCAGGUUCUGUUGAGAAUAUGGGCGAUAAAAGUGACAGUGGUACAAGUGAGCAGCUGUCAGACAAGGUGAGAAAAAGUUCCCGAAGGCUAGCAUCAGCAAAGAAAUACCGUUGUCCUCAGUGUAAGGAAGUUUAUUCCAGUCUUGCAUUAUGGGUUCAUCAUUUAUCAAAACAUUCAGAUAUGGAAGAUUUACCAUUGCAAAAUAAAGGCAAACAAAUGCCUUCAAGAAUGAAGAAGAAACAUAAAAUGGGUAUCCAUACUUGUGAGGAAUGUGGUAAGACAUUCUUUUGUAAGCAGACCCUUGUGGCCCAUGCUGCUGCACAUCAGAAAGGUUCUGAGUGUUCUGUAUGCGGAAGGUAUCUAACCACUAAAGCCAGGCUCAAAGCUCAUCUCUUCAAGUUUCAUGGAAUAGGAGAAGAGAAAAAUAAGGAAGUAGCAUGUCAAGAUUGUGAAAAAUGCUUUGGGACCAAAGCUGGACUGCGUUAUCAUCGUAAUGUUGUGCAUCAUGUAGGCACCAAGUAUGUGUGUGAACACUGCAGCAAGAUAUUUUAUUAUCAUGUGCCAUUCAGAAGUCACCUAUUAUAUGCUCAUGGGGAAAAGAAAAUAGUGUGUGAAACGUGUGGGGAGAAAUUUUUCACUAUUUCCAAAUUAAAUACCCAUAUUAAUGCUGUUCACAGAAGUGCCCAGUCAUGGACGUGUGAUGAUUGUGAUUCAAAGUUUACAACUUACACAGCAUAUCGCCAUCAUGUGAAUGUGAAGCAUCUCAAGGUGCAGCAUACGUGUGAUUAUUGCAGUGCACAGUUCCGAAAGAAGUCUUCACUGAUGUUCCAUCUAUGGAAGCACUCUGUUUACAUUUGCCAACUAUGUAGGGAAAGUUUUUCCAGUAACAUUGACUUGCGAAGUCACAUGUCUGUUACUCAUGGUAAGGAAUUUAACUGGAAGGGCAAGAGGAAGCAAAAUAUUCAAAUACCAGAGAAGAAGCUUGUGGAAGAGGAUGAAUUGCAGAAAAAUUCAGGAUCAGAUGAACACAUUCAGCAAAAUGAUCAUGUAACAUCCAUUGUAAUAAAUGAUCUCCUUAUGACUGCAGAAUCUUAUGAUAACAGCAGCCUUCAGCCCUUCUCUUUGUCAUCAUGUGAAAAACUACCAGAGAAGCAUUCAUAUACAAAUGAAGAUAUGAAAGUAAAAUCUCUAAGUAUUAUUGAUACAUCACAAGACCUCAGGGGUGUUGAUUCUGUACAGUUUGACACAGUGGAGACAUUGGAAGUAAAGUCCUCUCAUGAUCACAUUGAAAUGACACCUGGAGUCUCUCUCAUCAAUGUGCAGAUUCUCGGAGACAUGGAAAUUUCCCAGAGUGAUACUCUGGGAGACCUGAAAAGCACUAUGUUGGUAGAUGCUACAGACCAUUUGUCCCAUGAUGGUCAGCUAGAUAAUGAGGAUAAUAUGGCUAGCCACUUGGCUGUUGAAACACAUCUCUCAGGUGAACAUCUUGAAGUUGGAGGUGGCUUGGAAACUGCAAACCAUUUGGAGACUACAUGUCAUUUAGAAGCUGCUGAACAUUUAGAAUCACCUUGCCACUUGGAGGUUACAGACCACCUUAGUACUGAAAGUCAUAUACAAGUACCUAGCCAAUUAAAAUCUCCUCACCAUCUUGAAACAGGAGACCACUUAAAGGUUGCUGGACAUAUUGACAUCACAGACCACUUGAAUGCGACAGGUCAUAUUACUGAUUCUGUAAAUCUUAACUCUAAUCCCAGUAUGGUAGCCACAAACCACCUUGAAAGCUCAGACAAUUUAGAGCCAACAGAGCAUCUCCACAUGCCAACUAAUAUUAAUGAUUCUUCACAAUUAGAUUCAAGUCAUUUAGAACAUGCUGAUCAAUGCUCACUCCCAUCAAUGAUCAGUCAGAUAGAGGGGGAAGUGGAUGAACAUAUGGUAGACCCAGUUAAUGGUCCUCUGGUAACAGAAAUGGUUCCGGUAAUCCAUAAUAUGGCAAGUGAAGUUAAUAAUGAUAUAGAAGAAUGUACAAAUGCACACUCAAGUCAGAACAUUGACCAGCAUAUACCAAAGGAAACAGAUACAGAGAUGAUGAACCAAAAUUUAGACAAAGAGAUUGAGAAAAUUGAUGAAGUAGAACUAGAACCAUUUUCUGUUACUUUGGAUGGGAAAGAAGUUCAGUAUCAGUAUGUGAUGUACAUAUCUGCUUCUGGGGAAGACAACUGUAGAUGAAGUAAAUAUAUGCAGCUGCACUCUUGUGUCUGCACUUAACUCUUUGUGGAUUUAGCAACUAAACUACAGUAAAUGUAUUUUGUGUUAUUUCUAUACCUUGUCUUAUGUCAUUUUCAUUCUUGAAAUGGUUAGAAAUCAAUAAAAUGUGUGGAUGCAAAUAUGAAAAAAUACCACAAUAAAAAUAUUAAUAGAACAGAAACAGUUCAGCACUAGUGUGUUUACACACUGGAGGUACUAGAGACAAAAAUCAAGGUUAGCACAUUUUAUAGGCUGCAAAAUAGUUUCUUAGUGAGGUGCUAAGGUACAUGUCAGAGAGGUUGAAUAAGCAACUGCAUACUCAUUCUUAAUCCUUUUACUGUCUCUGAUGUAGAUCUAUGUCAUUGACACCAGUGUUGCACACACAGAUCAAUGUUUUAAGCACAUCAUCCUCAAAUAUGCUCUGAGCAGUAAAUUUUGGUCAAGACAUGAGAAUAGGUUUGUGUGGGGGGGCUGCACAAUAUAAAAAAAAUCCUGCCCCAUGCAAUGUAUGAUGGGAAAAGUAUGCUUCUGACCCUAUUUUUUUUUUUUCAAGUUUUUAUUUAUUUGCAAAAUUUACAAUGUGUGACUGACAUGUUAUAAGGAGUCUAUUUCCAUGCAUAGUUUACAAUGUUAACUUACAAUAUUGAUUUGCAAGUGCAAUGAAAGCCAAUAUCAUGCCGAGGCAUUUUGGGCAGACUACACCUAGUACAUAACAGACUAUACUUAACCCUUUUAAGGUCCGUGCUGUAGAUCUACGGCUUUACGUCGAGGGUCCAAACUGUAGUUCUACGCCGUGAGCUCAGCUCACACUGAUAAGCUGUGAGCGGUGAAUUUGGGCCUAGAUAUGAGAAAAUACAUCUAUGUGGUAUGUGUGCACCACAUAAAACAAAUCCUGCAGCACACAGUGCAUAAUGAGAGAAAAAACUGAGACCGUAAUUUUCGAUUAAAACAGCAACUUUGCAGUGUUUUUUGUAUGUUUUUUUAUAGUUGUAUUUGUGAUUUCUUGGUCUCAUUUGAUAGAAUGGAAGAUAUAUUACAGAAAUAGAGAUGAUUUUGAUUGGUUUUAGUACUAAAAAUGGCUUGAAACUGAGCUCAAAGUAGCAGAAAUGUUAAAUUUUUGCCGAUGUUCAAGAGUAAACAAAUGACCUCACAUGUCUAAUAUACGCCAGCUGGUGGGUCUAAUAUACGUUCACAAAUGUGCUGAUAUUAUUUAUACAAUUAUUACAAUAUUGCAUAACAGUAAAUCAAGAAAGAAGACAGAAGAAAGAAGAAGAUGAACGACACCCCCAACCGGGGGCCACAGCCUGGUCACCAUAUGGAGAAGACCCGGGCCGGAAGUACCGGCGAACCUCUAAUGAAUGAAUGAAGUAAAUCUUCUAUUUUUUUGGUUUGAAUAAAAAUUCAUUAUGUUAAUAAAAAAUCAAAAUGGGAUUCAUUUGUAAAGCCUGAAAACAUAACUAAUGAACAGAGGAAAUUUUAGUUUAGUGCCAGGAAUGCCUGCAUUGUUUAUUCUGGACCCUAUUUUGAAAUU